Messenger RNA from Ficedula albicollis (Collared flycatcher), 2593 nucleotides. It is a transcript of the gene HHIP, whose product is annotated as hedgehog interacting protein. The record is from RefSeq and is a predicted model, not a curated record. The transcript is spliced from 13 exons. The coding region runs from base 1 to 1959 and encodes 652 amino acids. Lineage: Eukaryota; Metazoa; Chordata; Aves; Passeriformes; Muscicapidae.
AUGCCGGUGUACCAACAUUAUUGCGUGAUCUCCGGCCGCCUCGGGGCCCGUGUGCUACUCACGGUUCCGUGUGUCAGCGCCGAAAGCCCCCCGAAGUGUCCGCUCUGCAGCCCCGGGCCGGUGUCUCACCAGGUCCUUUCUGUUACCAACAACACAGAAUGUGCGAAGCUACUGGAGGAAAUCAAGUGUGCACACUGCUCACCUCAUGCUCAGAACUUAUUCCACUCACCUGAGAAAGGGGAAACUCCUGAAAAAGAACUAAUGCUUCCCUACCUGUGCAAAGACUAUUGUAAAGAAUUCUAUUACACCUGCAGAGGUCACAUACCAGGUUUCCUCCAAACUACAGCUGAUGAGUUCUGCUAUUACUAUGCAAGAAAAGAUGGUGGUGUGUGCUUUCCAGAUUUUCCAAGAAAACAAGUGCGAGGGCCAGCCUCUAACUCCCUGGACCACAUGGAAGAAUACGACAAAGAGGAAGAGAUCAGCAGAAAACACAAGCACAACUGCUUCUGUAUUCAGGAGGUUGUGAGUGGACUAAGGCAGCCUGUUGGAGCAGUACAUUGUGGGGAUGGAUCCCAUCGCCUCUUUAUUCUGGAGAAAGAAGGAUACGUGAAGAUUUUCACUCCCGAAGGAGAUAUACUCAAGGAACCUUUUUUGGAUAUACACAAGCUUGUUCAAAGUGGAAUAAAGGGAGGAGAUGAAAGAGGACUGUUAAGCCUUGCAUUCCACCCCAAUUACAAGAAAAAUGGAAAGCUGUAUGUGUCUUAUACCACCAACCAAGAACGGUGGGCUAUUGGACCUCAUGACCACAUCCUUAGGGUCGUAGAAUACACAGUAUCCAGGAAAAAUCCACACCAAGUUGACAUGAGGACAGCAAGAGUGUUUUUAGAAGUAGCAGAACUACAUCGAAAACAUCUAGGAGGACAGCUGCUGUUUGGCCCAGAUGGUUUCCUAUACAUUUUCCUUGGAGAUGGCAUGAUCACUCUAGAUGACAUGGAGGAAAUGGAUGGUUUAAGUGAUUUCACAGGUUCUGUAUUGCGCCUUGAUGUCAAUACUGACCUGUGCACUGUCCCUUAUUCCAUCCCACGGAGCAACCCACACUUCAACAGCACAAACCAACCUCCUGAGAUUUUUGCACAUGGACUCCACAAUCCAGGCCGGUGUGCUGUGGACCGGCACCCAACAGAUGUAAACAUCAAUUUAACCAUACUUUGUUCAGAUUCAAAUGGAAAGAACAGAUCCUCAGCAAGGAUCUUACAAAUAAUAAAGGGCAAAGACUAUGAGAGUGAGCCCUCCCUUCUAGAAUUCAAACCAUUUAGCAGUGGGUCCCUGGUUGGUGGAUUUGUGUAUCGAGGCUGCCAGUCGGAAAGGCUCUAUGGAAGUUACGUGUUUGGAGACCGCAAUGGGAAUUUUUUAACACUGCAACAGAGUCCUGCAACCAAACAGUGGCAAGAGAAACCCCUCUGUCUUGGCAACACUGGCUCAUGUAGAGGUUUCUUUUCAGGCCCUGUCUUGGGAUUUGGAGAAGAUGAAUUAGGUGAGAUUUACAUAUUAUCAAGCAGUAAAAGUAUGACACAGCCUCACAGUGGAAAACUCUACAAGAUUGUUGACCCAAAAAGGCCUUUAGUCCCUGAAGAAUGCAAAAGAACAGCUCAGCCUGCACAGAUACUGACAUCUGAAUGCUCAAGGCAUUGUCGGAACGGGCACUGCACUCCCACAGGAAAAUGCUGCUGUAAUCAAGGCUGGGAAGGAGAGUUCUGCAGAACUGCAAAAUGUGACCCAGCCUGUCGACAUGGAGGUGUCUGUGUAAGGCCCAAUAAAUGCUUAUGUAAAAAAGGCUAUCUCGGCCCCCAGUGUGAACAAGUGGAUAGAAACAUCCGAAGAGUGACGAGGGCAGGUAUUCUUGAUCAGAUCCUAGACAUGACAUCCUAUUUGCUGGAUCUAACCAGCUACAUUGUAUAGUUUCUGGGACUAUUUGGAAACUCCACUUUCAACGGGCAUUUGUUUUGAAUCCUGUCAUUUUUGAAAGACUGUUAUCCUGCAACAAACACCGGUGAUUUGAUUUACUUUAUUAAUUUAAGUGUAAUAUCCACCAAUGUGCAGAAAAAUCCCUUGUAUGUGUGUAAAUAUUCCUGCACGUCUCCACAGACGUCCCGAUAUCCAAUAUGUGCACACAUACACACGCAGCCGCUAUCACGAGUACGGUUUUGCAGAGAGUGGAAUCUUUUUUUAGUAUUUAUUUCUUCAUGAGAAAUAGUUUACGAAGCAAUUCCACUGUAAAACACAUUUUCGUCAAAGGACUUUCCUGAUGUCUUAAUGGAUUCUUUGACAUCCCAGAAGUCUCUUUCCUGUACCUAUCUGAUUAUAGCAGUGAGAAAGCAGUUUCCAAACAUCGCUGUAUAAACUGCUGGACUUAAUAAAAUCCAGUUGUAGCAGUUUCUAAAGUGAACUGAACUCCAUCAUGAGACAAUAUUUCAGAACUGCUUAAUGCAUUCCUAUCUAGGCAAUUCAUUGUAAGACUGUAACCUUCACUUUCAUCAAUGUAACUCUAUUACAGAAUGUUAUUUCUUUAUCUAGCAUAGAUGCAAAAAUCUGG